Molecule: messenger RNA, 1053 nt
Organism: Impatiens glandulifera
Lineage: Eukaryota; Viridiplantae; Streptophyta; Magnoliopsida; Ericales; Balsaminaceae
Exons: 3
Coding region: 228-920 (230 amino acids)
Biological process (GO): protein histidyl modification to diphthamide; tRNA wobble uridine modification
Cellular component (GO): cytosol; nucleus
Molecular function (GO): metal ion binding
Source: RefSeq, a predicted model, not a curated record
AUUUCAGUAAAUCUAUCAUCUCCCCUUGUCUCCAUACAACCGUUUCUGGGACAUGAUCCAUCUUCUCUACCUAUAUUCAUCCGCUAAAUCUGAAUUUUAACUGUUCUUCAAUUCUCAAUAGAAAGAAAACAUUCUUAAACCCACCAACUGUUCUUCAAUUCUCAAUAACAUGUUCAUAAUUUAAAGAAGGGGAAAGAAAGGUGAUCGAUUUUGUUCUACCCAUUAAAAUGGCAACAACGACUAUUUUUUUGAUUAUUUGGGCGAUGAUUAUGAUGAUCAAAUCAGAUGCUUUCGAUACAAACGACGUUUUCAGUCCCUGUUUGGAUGCAAAAGUACAGAAAUGGGAUGGAUUCACCUUUGGCCUUGCAUUUUCAUCAAAGGAGUCUUUUUUCUUCAACCAAACUCAACUUUCUCCAUGCGAUAAACGUUUGCCUUUAUCUGAAAAAAGCGCAAAACUCGCGGUAUACAGACCAAAAAUCGACGAAAUUUCCCUCCUUACUAUCGAUGGUGACACAUUUGAUCAGAGCUUGGAUGGCGGUUAUAUGGUGGCAUUUGCUGGUAGACAAUAUGCAGCAAGAUCAAUGCCUAUUUUAGUAUCAGACAAUACACAUAUAAUAACUAGUUUUACUCUGGUGCUGGAAUUCAGUAAGGGAACACUUCAAAAUCUACACUGGAAGAAGUUUGGUUGCAGUUCAUGUUCUGGAAAAUCGGUUAUCUGUCUCAACGAUCUAGAUUGCGCGAUUCCAAUUUCAGAUUGUAAGACCGACAAUAAAGGAACUGCGGAUUGCAACUUGAGCAUACAGCUUGCAUUUUCGGGUACAGACAGAAACGAUGAAGUGCUCAAUUCUUGGUAUGAGGUUGCAAAUCUACGUCAAUAUUCCCUUUAUGGCCUCUACAAUAAUCUUCAUGAUAGUCUCUAAGAGUCAGUUCAAUAAUAUUUUCUAAGAUCCAUCAUAUCCUUUGUAAAGUAAUCAGGCAAAAUCAGAGAGACAGGACAUCUGAUGUUAAAGAUUCAUUUUUUUAACAUAUUUCUUCAGUACAUAUAAGAGAUAA